Mercenaria mercenaria is the source of this 1807-nucleotide messenger RNA. RefSeq lists its product as uncharacterized. The transcript is spliced from 2 exons. Bases 115 to 774 code for a protein of 219 amino acids. Gene Ontology annotation, molecular function: RNA endonuclease activity producing 5'-phosphomonoesters, hydrolytic mechanism. Gene Ontology annotation, cellular component: mitochondrion. The record is from RefSeq and is a predicted model, not a curated record. Gene Ontology annotation, biological process: piRNA processing. NCBI's taxonomy places the organism in Eukaryota, Metazoa, Mollusca, Bivalvia, Venerida, Veneridae.
CAUUGAGUCACAGUCAAUCGAAAUAGCCAUGUGACGCACCAUUGACACACCAAGGACGAUUGCCAGCCAAUUAAGUUUUUUUAGUGACAUGAUCGGUAAAAAUACAGAUUUGACAUGACAUCGAGAUGGAUAAAAGUGGGUGGAGUUGCUCUUGCAUGUGGUGUUGUUUCAGAAAUAGUUUACUUUUUGUACAAACGAUUUCGAAAACGGCGUUGGCAGUACCAAGACCAAAGUGAAAGUGAAAGUAGAAAGGAAAUUGAAGAAGUGCUAUUCUUUCCGGAUUCGCAGGUUGCGUGUAAGAACUAUUUCAUCGGCGAGUAUGGUUGUGAUAAUAGAAAUUGUAGAUUCACCCACAUUCCAAACUCUCUCAGUCGAUUGUAUGAGUUUAUAGCUUCCGCGGAAAAAUCUUUAGAUGUUUGCGUUUUUGUGAUUUGCUGUGCCGAACUCGCGGACAUGCUUGUGGAAGCACAAAGGAAAAACAUAAAAGUACGGGUUAUUUGUGAUGAUGAACAGGUUGAUAUCACUGGAUCUCAGAUAUGGAAACUCAGGAAAGAAGGAAUAAAUGUACGUACAGACAGCUCAUCAUACCUGAUGCACCACAAGUUUCUGAUUGUUGAUGGCAGCCUCCUCCUCAAUGGUUCCUUUAAUUGGACGCGCCAGGCAAUCUCGGGGAAUCAGGAAAAUCUCAUGGCGCUCAAUAACGGACGAAUUGUGACACUUUACAGGGCCGAGUUUGAGAAAUUAUGGAACAAGUUUAACCCACGGAAUCAAUGACCUACAUAUCGACAAACAAAUCUAUUGUGUUUAUGAGAUUACUAAUUAUGAAACAGUGAGUGAUAAACUUUGUUGUUUUAAAAUUAUGAAACUGUGUUAUCUACACUUGUUCUUGAAGUUUACGCUGAUGUGAAACUGCAGUAAGAAUUUUUAAAAAAAAUGAACAUUGUAAACUUGAAACGAUGUCCCUCAGCGUCGGUGGUUUACUAAAAGGUGUUUAUUUAACUUGAUAAAAAGUAAAAACGUAUUAAAACAAAUAACUAUGCAAUGUAAACUAUAGAUUAAUAUAUAACGUGGUUCCCGCGCAAACUGGAAGACGUGGCAAUGAUAAAACAUUGAGUUAUAUUACUUGAUUAUAACAUUAACAUCAUAUUAUUUGCAGUUCCACUGCUUUGGCUUCUUUUCCUUCGGCAGCAUAAUUAUAGCAGUUCGACCUCAACACUGUUACCAAGAUCUGUUAGCUGAUCUGCUGUUGGCUGCACGGCUGUAAUUUUGUAGUUUAUAUUUCACCAAAAAUACUUUAUUUUCUAGAUUGUUGUUUUCGACUUUAAUACCAUUUUUUCUCUUGUUUGUUGAUCUGAUGCCUGUCAGAUUUGGUUUUCAUUUCUUUCAUGGAUAAUUUCUGUUUUCAUUCAUUAUAUGUCUUUUUUUUAUCAAGUAAUCAAGGCUUUAAAGUGGUUCAUCGUCUAAUUUAUCACGGUCUGAGUUCAGAUGCGCAGGGAUUGAACCGUGAGGGCGUUACCCCGUGUGGUUGAAUACUGAAGCAUCUGGUUUAUCGCAGAACAUACAGAGCUUGACCUUCUUCUUUGUGUAACUGGCAAUCAAAUCGAGCCAUGUUAGAAUUAACAUUUUCCCAUUCUUUAAUUCAUAUUUAUUUGUUUAUCUAUUCAAUGAAUAUCAUAAUUAAUUGGAUUUAAAAAAAUUCUCGUCUGCCAUAUCGGCUUCGAAAAUUUCUCCAUCGUUAUGUCUUGGAAAAAAUGAUAAAACUGAAUCACUCAUUUUUGUAUGCAAAAAUAGAACGAAAAUUAACAUA